AGGGACGUGGCCUACAUGCCGACACUGGACUCCUUCCCGGGUCGCCCUGGAUGGAUGCGGCUUGUCGCAUCUCAAUCCCUCCUGCAGGAAGCUUCAGCGCACCGCGGACAUAAAUCAGAUGGAGGUGUGAAGGUAUUAAACCAACUGGCAGGAUCGGCUGAGAGCCCGUCGACUGAUGGGCCAGAACAGAUGCACAGCAGUGACUCAGACCAGCUCGUGCACGGGGAGAUCCGGCUGAAAAUCUCUGCGAGCCGGACAAGGUUCCUGCAGAUAUAUCAAGCUGAAAUCAAGGAAUCGAGUCCAUGCGAGCUGCCAUCUGAUCCCACACACUUAUCAAUGAAGCAAGAGAUCAUGGCGGAUGGCCCGAGGUGUAAGAGGCGAAAACAAGCCAACCCGAGACGGAAAAACGCUCUGAACUACGAGAAUGUGGUGGAGACGGGCUCAGAGACCGAGGAGGAGGACAAGCUGCCAGUGUCCGAGGAAGACCCCCUGAUCAACGGCACGGGCAGCCCAGCCAGCCUCACCAACCCCGAGGCCUCGCCACGGGCCGAGAGCCACAGCCUGCUGACCAAGGAGGAGGAGGACGACGAGAUGCGGGACAGCGGCGUGGAGCACAUCUGGCCCGACAACGACAUGCUGAGUGCUUCGGUCGACGGUACUGAUGAAAUAAAAGAUGAUUUCGACACCUUGGGGCCUGACGCCACUCUGCAGGCAGUUGGAAACGGUACAGUCAAGAGCGUCGAUUGCACUUCAGAGUUUGAGGACUUCUUUGCCAAGCGGAAGCUGGACGACGGCGACAGUCACGUGGUGAGCAUCGCCGAGUACCUCCAGCGGGGCGACACCGCCAUCAUCUACCCAGAAGCGCCAGAGGAGCUGUCCCGCUUGGGCACGCCAGAGGCCACCGGUCCAGAGGAGAAUGACCUGCCACCUGGAACGCCAGAUGCCUUCGCCCAACUGUUGACCUGCCCCUACUGCGACCGGGGCUACAAGCGUUUGACAUCGCUGAAGGAGCACAUCAAGUACCGCCAUGAGAAGAACGAGGAGAACUUCGCCUGCCCCCUGUGCAACUACACGUUUGCUUACCGCACUCAGCUUGACCGGCAUAUGGCCACACACAAGCCUGCGAGGGAUCAGCACCAACUGCUCAACCAAGCGGCCGGCAACCGCAAGUUCAAAUGCACCGAGUGUGGCAAGGCCUUCAAAUACAAGCACCAUCUGAAGGAACACCUCCGGAUUCAUAGCGGUGAAAAACCGUACGAGUGCCCCAACUGCAAGAAGCGCUUCUCCCACUCGGGUUCCUACAGUUCCCACAUAAGCAGCAAAAAGUGCAUUGGUCUGAUCGCUGUCAACGGCAGGAUGCGCAGCAACAUGAAGACGGGCUCCUCCCCAACCUCCGCCUCCUCCUCGCCCACCAACACUGCCAUCACCCAGCUGCGGCAGAAGCUGGAGAACGGCAAGCCGCUCGGCCUCCCCGAACACAACAACCACUUGAACAUCAAGACGGAGCCGCUCGACUUCAAUGACUACAAGCUGAUGAUGGCGUCUCACGGAUUUGGUGCUCCCGGACCGUUCAUGAACGGAGGCAUGGGAGGGAACAGCCCACUGGGCGUCCACCACAACUCGGCCCAGAGCCCCUUGCAGCACCUUGGGAUGGCCGGGCUUGAGUCGCAGCUCCUGUGCUACCCAGGGCAACUGGGGAACAACCUGAGCGAGGUGCAGAAGGUUCUCCAGAUCGUGGACAACACUGUGUGCAGGCAGAAAAUGGACUGCAAGCCGGAGGAGCUCUCCAAGCUUAAGGCCUACAUGAAGGAGCUGGGGUCCCAGGUUGAAGAACAGAAACAGGUGUUGGCGGCGGGAGGUCAGAUCGGUCUUCCACUUGUCAAUCACAACGGCGCCACCAAAAGCAUCAUCGACUACACGUUAGAAAAAGUGAACGAAGCCAAAGCCUGCCUCCAGAGCUUGACUACAGACUCAAAGAGACAGAUUAGCAAUAUCAAACGAGAGAAAUCCAACCACAUGCUUGAAGGAGGUGUGGAUGAGAAGGUGCAGGAAAAUACCAUGUUUACACCUUACGCUUGCCAAUAUUGCAAAGAAACCUUCACCGGGCCAAUACCUUUGCAUCAGCAUGAACGCUACCUGUGUAAAAUGAACGAGGAGAUCAAAGCCGUGCUGCAGCCCAGUGAGAAUCUGAUGCCCAACAAACCAGGGAUAUUCAUGGAGAAGAACACCCACUUAUCCUCCUCCAUGUUGUCUGAGAAGGGACUCACUGGGCCCCUUAACCCUUACAGGGACCACAUGUCUGUGCUGAAGGCGUAUUUCGCCAUGAACAUGGAGCCCAACUCGGAGGAGCUGCUCAAGAUUUCCAUAGCGGUCGGCCUUCCUCAGGAAUUUGUCAAGGAGUGGUUCGAGCAGCGGAAGAUGUACCAGUACGGCACUACUAGAACCCCACCACUAGAGCACAGGAACAACUCGGAUAUGGUUCUCGGAACAAAUAACCACCACACUCCACCAAAAGACUCUAUGGCAGCUAGGUCACCUGUGUCUCUACUCAAACCUACUGACCGCAUCACGUCCCCCUCCAUAGCAGAGCUCCAUAACAACGUUAACAACUGUGACAACUCGCUCAGACAUCUGAAAAACCACCAGUUCAGCGGCAGCGCCAAGCCCACAGGUGAAAAGUUGGACCACUCCCGCAGCAACACCCCCUCCCCGCUAAAUCUGUCCUCCACAUCUUCCAAAAACUCUCACAGCAGCUCCUACACUCCAAACAGCUUGACUUCAGAAGACCUGCAGGCUGAGCCGCUGGACCUCUCUCUGCCGAGACUAAUGAAGGAACCCAAGCAUGCACUGACUGUCAAAAGCAGACCUAAAGUCAACAGCAUUACCAUCGACCAUAACAGCGUCCCCUCUCCUCGAGAGCACUUCGAAGAGCCUUUGAACUUGGCCUAUCUCAAGAAAGAGUUCUCAGGCUCUACCAACAACGGGAACCUUGAAAAAAGCACUAGCCCCAUCUUCGGCAUUAACCCGUUUGCUGCCAAACCCCUGUACACAUCACUUCCACCUCAGAGCGCUUUCCCACCUGCCACAUUCAUGCCCCCGAUGCAGGCCAGCAUACCAGGUCUUAGGCCCUAUCCAGGCAUGGAUCAAAUGGGCUUCCUACCACACAUGGCCUACACUUACGCAGCAGGGGCAGCUACCUUUGCAGAGAUGCAGCAGAGGAGAAAGUACCAGCGGAAACCAGGUUUCCAGGGGGACCUGCUCGACGGUACACCAGAUUACAUGUCAGGGCUGGACGACAUGACAGACCCCGACUCCUGUCUGUCACGGAAGAAGAUAAAGAAGACCGAAAGUGGCAAGAGACCACACCAGUGCCAGAUCUGCAAGAAAGCCUUCAAACACAAACACCAUCUCAUCGAGCACUCCAGACUGCACUCGGGGGAGAAGCCUUACCAGUGCGACAAGUGUGGAAAGAGGUUCUCCCACUCGGGCUCCUACUCGCAGCACAUGAACCACCGCUACUCCUACUGCAAGCGGGAGGCCGAGGAGCGAGAGGCGGCCGAAAGGGAGGCCCGUGAGAAGGGCCACCUGGAGCCCACGGAGCUGCUGAUGAGCCGGGCGUACUUGCAGGGCAUGACUCCUCAGGGUUACCCGGAGCUGGCGGAGCGCGAGGCCAUCCUGAGGCACGACGCCGUGAACGGAGGGAUCAGAGAGGGACGGAAGGAAGUGGACGGAACGUAUGCGAAGAUCGGACGGAGGGAAGACGAGUUUGAGGAGGAGGAAGAGGAAAGCAAGAGCAUGGACACGGACCCAGACACGUUGAGGGACGAGGAGGAGAACGGAGAGCACUCGAUGGACGAUAGCUCGCUGGACGGCAAAACGGAAACCAAAUCGGAUCACGAGGACACGAUGGAGGACGGCAUGUAAUCGGCGACGAGCGACGGCGGCGACGGCGUUUGAAAAGCUUCCCAUCUUAAAGAGUUUUAAGUUUCUCUCUUUUGGUUCAGUAUUCUUACCUGCUCGGUUUAAAACACCGUGUUUUAAGCUGUACGUGCACGUGCCUGAAGCUUCCGGGAAGCUUUCUUUGACAGACUCCUCGGGGGGGAAAGAUGUCUGCCGAACAAGACACGGACUCAAAAAUCAAUCUGGAGGAGGCGUUGAGGGAAGGGAGGCAUGGGUUUGUGAAAUAAGCUGCAUUAUGCAAACCGAACAAUGAAUAAAUGAAUACAUUUCAAAAAAUGUACAGUACUAAGGCCUAAAAAUAUGUGUGGUGCUAACCUCCUCAAAUAAACCCCCUGUGUUCCAUAGUAUUUAUAGCACAACUAGUGACUUGUACAAAUUGCACUCCGCUACUAUAAUCAUGAACAAAAAUAAUAAAAAGUAUUGCCUAUGUAUAUAUUUAUACAGUGUUGGAAAAAGAGCAGUAGUGUCUGCACUACAGUCCUUCGAUAUUACCUUUGUUAUCACCUACCUACCUACGGUGUCGUCUUUAGUUUUGCCAUGUCGCCCGGCCACAAACAUCUCCAGCCACACUAUUUUAGGCCUCUUGAAUCAACUUCAAAUGAAGGAAUUUAAACAAAAAGAACAAAAAAAACAAAAAAAAAGACUGUAUGAAGGAACUUAGAGGAUUUUUUAAGAGGAUGAAGUUUUAAAGAGACCUUCAUUUUAAGGGAAAAUACAGUUUAUGAAGAGAUGGUAUGGGGGGAAAAAAAAUGAAGGACGAAGCCUUUGUAAGGUGUUUUUUGAUAAGAAAAAAGAAGCCUUAUAUGCAAACCUUUUAACCUGUGUGUUUUCUGCAAGUGCCACCCUUGUAUUGUGUAAAAGGAAGGUUAAUUUUUUUCACCAGCUUCAGUAUUAUGAAAUGGUUCACCGUUGUUCUUUGAAGCAUCCGUGUCAGUAUUAAGACUUAUAGGCAACAGUUCCUUAGUUUACAUUAUGUUGUGCAAUGUUUUCUCAGUUUCUUUUUUCUUUCAACUUUUGUCAGUAUUACACCAAACCAUUUUUUUUUUUUUUUU
This is a messenger RNA of Larimichthys crocea (large yellow croaker), 5012 nucleotides long. RefSeq names its product zinc finger E-box binding homeobox 2b (gene zeb2b). The record is from RefSeq and is a predicted model, not a curated record. Gene Ontology annotation, molecular function: RNA polymerase II cis-regulatory region sequence-specific DNA binding; DNA-binding transcription factor activity, RNA polymerase II-specific. Gene Ontology annotation, biological process: anatomical structure development; regulation of transcription by RNA polymerase II. Lineage: Eukaryota; Metazoa; Chordata; Actinopteri; Sciaenidae.